Molecule: messenger RNA, 357 nt
Organism: Strongylus vulgaris
Lineage: Eukaryota; Metazoa; Nematoda; Chromadorea; Rhabditida; Strongylidae
Source: the annotation of a GenBank genome assembly
AUGCUGAAUCUUUUAGAAGAAGACUGUCCAUCAGGAAGUCGCGCAGCCACAUUUCGGCACAUAUUCGGACAAAGCACAGCCCGCGGCGAAUGGUUUGAUUGGGGUGCAGGCCAUGGCUCAUGUUUGGUCGCUAAUCCGAAAUUCAUUGCGGUUGCGCUCGAAGGAGGCGCUGGAGGGCAAAUUUUGGUAGGCACGCUUGAAGACUUUGGCAAGCAUGGUCGUGUUGGGCUGGCAUGGUUGCAGGAUCAUACGAACGCUGUCACGGACAUUAAGUGGAAUGGUUUCAACGACAACGUGCUUGCAAGCGGUUCAGCCGAUUGUUCAGUGAGAAUUUGGCACGUCACUGAUCAGCUGAAG